Molecule: messenger RNA, 3273 nt
Organism: Mesocricetus auratus (golden hamster)
Lineage: Eukaryota; Metazoa; Chordata; Mammalia; Rodentia; Cricetidae
Gene: Fam219b
Product: family with sequence similarity 219 member B
Exons: 5
Coding region: 368-958 (196 amino acids)
Source: RefSeq, a predicted model, not a curated record
GAUCAAAUAUCCCACGAUAAAUAAUGAUUCUCGGGCACUCAAGGCACACCGAACGAGCCCUUGGGUCGGCACACAGCCGCCACCCUCCAUAAAUGUUAUUUUACUUAGAUUAUAGACUGAACAGAGAUCCUUCUCAUCAUCAGGCUUAAAUGGACUUCGGGUUUCAGAGUGCCGGGAGGCAAGACCUGGGCUGCCUCGCUCCUGACCGUCGCGCGGAACCUUGAUGCUCGCCCUCCUGCAGGUCGCGGGGGAACCACCAAGGGAAGCCCGAGCCUGUGCGCCACCAUCUUACUAAAGGAGUGUAUGCCCCGCCAUUCGUUCUUCCCCACGCUGGGCUGGCCGCUGGCGGGGCGGGGCGGGGCCGGUUAUGGCGGCCGCAGAGCUCCGGGGACACGCGGUGCGGAUGUCCACCCAGGGACCCCGGCCUGUCGCGGCCCCGGACGGCGUGGCAGGAGCCGCAGGCCUGCCCUCUGAACGGGGUGGCGGGGCGGCCCUCCGGCUCGGGGAACGCCCGCCAGCCACUAUGGAGAAGCGGGGACCAUACAUGGUGACGCGCGCACCUUCCAUUCAGGCUAAGCUUCAAAAGCACCGGGACCUGGCCAAAGCCGUUCUACGGAGAAAGGGCAUGCUGGGGGCCUUGCCGAACCGCCCCGAUUCUUCAGGGAAAAGGUCAGUGAAGUUUAACAAGGGCUAUGCUGCUCUUAGCCAGAGUCCAGAUGAAAACCUGGUGUCCCUUGACUCUGACAGUGAUGGGGAGCUGGAAUCCAGAUACUCCUCCGGGUAUUCCUCUGCAGAGGUGAGCCAGGAUGUGAGCAGGCAGCUGCUGCAGGAUGGUUAUCACCUGGAUGAGAUUCCAGAUGAUGAGGACCUGGACCUCAUUCCCCCUAAACCUAUCGCCUCUUCCACAUGCUCUUGCUGCUGGUGCUGUCUUGGAGACUCUUCCUGUACCCUCCAGUAGUCAUAACCCUCCAGGAUACACCCUGCUGGUCAUGAAGUCUGCAGAGCCCUGAUGGCCCUUCAUGGCCCAGUGCACUAGAUCCUGCUGCCAGCCUAGAGUCAUGGAGGCGCUGACCUACAGGCAGCCCUCACCUCGUGCUUCUGUCAGAGCCCCUGUCUGGGUCACAGGCAACAGGUGAAAGUCUGCAGUUCUCUGUUGGGGCAGUUUCAGGAAGCCACUUCAAUAAGGGCAGGAGUAAAGGCUUUCUGUGGUUCUUAUGCUACUGACAAGGGUUGCUAAGAAAACCAUUUGCAGACAUUCUGCCUGCCAUUUGUUGGGGUGCUCUGAGGAAGGGAAAACAAAGCUCCUCUGCCUAGGCUGUGCUGGGUGGUGUGGUAGGAGGCAGAAAAUAGCACUUUUUGGCUUGCAGUAAGAAUCUAAAAGAAUGUAACAGACUGAUUCAAGAAAUUCUGUUUUUCUUGCUCCAACUCUAAGGUCAGUUAACAGGUUUGAACUUCAAGAAAGCACAAAGUGUGUUGUUACUUCAGGUUACAUCUGUCUAGUUAUGACAAGGAAUAUAGCUUAAUGAUGAUGUGGAAUUCUGGCUUUUGGAACCUCUGGACUUGGGAUAUUCUACUGGUCCUUCUGUAUGGAUGGGUUUAGUAACUGGUCAGCCUUUCCCUAGUUAAAAGGAAACUGCUCUAUCAUGUAUAUGUACAUUUAUCUAUAGUUCCUUGACAUUGGCUCGUUUUUUCUACCUGUUUUUUGUUUGUUUUAAUCUAAUAGUUAAUUGGUUCCUGGGGCUGGUACCAGAAGCCUGCAGUUUUGUGAUUACCAGCAGAGGGAGCUGCUGGGCAGUCAGUGCCUUCUGUGCUUAGAUUUUUAACUUUGAGAACAGAUGUCCUGGUGUAGCUUUGGCCUACAUGGAAAUGGUCAAACAGGAUGGGGAGGAGAGACCUAAGCCAGCUCCUGGACCCCACUUGAGAUAGAUCAGUUUGCAGUGGAAGGGGAACGUCCCCCUUCUAACAAGGUUUAUUCCUAUGGCACAUGCCUCUGCCCCAGCACAGAGCUCACAGGCUGAAGGCUGUGUAUACUCUAGUAGAACACUUGCCUAGCAUGUGCAAUGCUCUGGGUUCCAGUCCACUGGGGGCUGGGGGUAUGGAACACAGCAAACCUGUGAGUGAGCACAGGCUUUCUCAACCCCAAGCCUGAACACAACAAAUACAGGGGUAAUUUUUCUUGCAAUACUAUGCCUUUCUGGAAUUUCGUUUUCCAGGAUGUCUCCCCUACCUUUCCUUUAUCUUACCCAGGUGUGUGGUGUGACUUGGAGUGGAAAGGGUUCCCAGCAUAAAGGGCACAGUAGUCAGGAUUAGGGGUUGGGCACAACAUGUCACUGUCAUGUCCAGUGACUACUAGAGGCAUAGGAGGAAUGAUGUGCCACCUAUGGUAGCAGAAAGGGUAAGAUCAAAAGAUAAGUCCUUCACUGUUACUUGGCCACAAACCUGUCCUUGUGCUAGCCUGCUAAUACCCAACAGGCUUUUCUUCUCAGGCAGCAGAAGGUUGAAGAGACCAUGUCUAGGGGCUUUUUACUCAACUACUGAGCAGAAUCAUAGGAGGGGAUGGGACAGCAACCAGAGGCACAUCUGCUUGGUUCCUGGGACUGGGUUAUAGAUGUGAAUUACGUUCUGCAGAGGGACUCUGCAACUCUAAGCAGAUAUCUCACAUUCUGAGCACCUUAUGUUAAGGCCUGCAGGGAAGGACCACAGACCACAUCCAAGCCUUUUGGAGCCCUGCAGAGGUGAAGCACGUGUGGAAGGGAAGAGAUGUGGUUCAGUGUAGAGAAAGACUAGAUGGUGUGGUUCAGUGAGGGCCAGGGAUGCCUGUGGAGUCCUAGUUCUGUUGGGAGUUGGUCAAGACAGAGUGGUUUGGGCAUUUGGCAGCUGGGGGGGGGAGUAACCCCAAACCACACCCUUUGGGGUGAUUGUUGCUGUAAUCAACUUUGAAGUACUUGGCUGGAACAGUCCCUAGGAGGGAAGUUCUGGAGCUGGGCGGCCUUGUAUGGGAAAGCUCAGGGAUGUGGAGCAGGUGACAGUGUCCAGUUAGGAGGGCAGAAACAGCUGUUAGGGGAUGGACAAGAUAACACCAAUAAAGGCACACUGGUAGCUAGAUUCUAACUGCCCAAUUCAGAGUGCUGGGUGUCCUGCAGGAGGCAGUCCCUGGGAAGAAGUGUAUCUGAGCUUCUUCAGGAAUGGUUCCACCUAAUGUUUACAAACCACUGCUCUAAGACCUCUUGGCUUGUACUUCUACAGUCUGUUAUAAUAAAUGCAGUCAUGGUA